AUGACCGAGCACCAUGAAAGCGAUAUUAAUCCUCUAUGGAGAAGCAAACAAAGCAGACCGUUUGAAAAGAAAUUCGAGGAAACGGCAAUUUUCAGUGGCAGUUCAAAUUGUCCUUUAGCUGAAAGUAUUGCUGACUGUCUGGGGACAAAAUUAGGUCGCGUUCGUCUGAAACGAUUUGCAGAUGGGGAAGUAUCUCUUCAGUUUUUGGAUUCUCUCCGAGGAAAGGACGUUUAUAUCGUUCAAGCGACAUCUCCGCCGGCCGUCAAUGACCAUCUCAUGGAGCUGUUAUUGAUGAUUUCAACAUCUCGGCGAUCGUCAGCAAAAAAAAUUACUGCCGUCAUUCCCUAUUAUGGAUACGCACGACAGGAUCGAAAACUUUCGUCUCGCGUUCCAAUCAGUGCUGCAGAUGUCGCAAGGAUGAUAGAAGCGAUGGGUGUGGAUCGCGUUAUUUCUGUAGAUUUGCACUCUGGACAGAUUCAAGGAUUUUUCGGUCCUCGUGUUCCUGUCGAUAAUUUAGAGGCCCAGCUGAUCGGUUUGGAGUAUUUCACUCAAAAGAAGCUUGACCGUCCAGUCGUUGUGUCUCCGGACGCUGGUGGAGUUUAUCGCGCGCGGAAGUUUCAAGAAGGCCUUCGUGCGAGGGGAGAAACGGACGCUGGAAUCGCGAUGCUUAUAAAACAGAGGGCACGUGCUAAUGAAAUCGAAAGGAUGGAUGUCGUUGGAAAUGUUGAGGGGUGUGACGUGAUUAUUGUGGACGACAUGAUCGACACGGCCGGAACACUUUGCGAGGCUGCGCAUCAAUUGCGCAAGUGUGGGGCUAAGCGGGUGUUCGCUUUUGCAACACAUGGAUUAUUCAGUGGACCUGCGCUGCAAAGAAUUGAAGAGUCGGUCUUGGAGGAGGUCGUUGUUUCUGAUUCUGUGCCGCUCCCUGCAGAAGCUCGCAAAUCGAAUCGGAUCACCCAGAUGAGCAUCGCACCACUCAUCGCUGAUGCUAUUCGGAGAAUUCAUCAAAAAGAAUCUUUGGAGCAGCUUUUUAUUGCAAAAUCCGAAUGA
Condylostylus longicornis is the source of this 1050-nucleotide messenger RNA. RefSeq names its product ribose-phosphate pyrophosphokinase-like. Gene Ontology annotation, biological process: purine nucleotide biosynthetic process; 5-phosphoribose 1-diphosphate biosynthetic process. Gene Ontology annotation, cellular component: cytoplasm; ribose phosphate diphosphokinase complex. The transcript is spliced from 9 exons. Bases 1 to 1050 code for a protein of 349 amino acids. The record is from RefSeq and is a predicted model, not a curated record. Gene Ontology annotation, molecular function: magnesium ion binding; ribose phosphate diphosphokinase activity. NCBI's taxonomy places the organism in Eukaryota, Metazoa, Arthropoda, Insecta, Diptera, Dolichopodidae.